Trichobilharzia szidati is the source of this 1815-nucleotide messenger RNA. The record is from the annotation of a GenBank genome assembly. NCBI's taxonomy places the organism in Eukaryota, Metazoa, Platyhelminthes, Trematoda, Strigeidida, Schistosomatidae.
CGUAGCGCAAACAAUAAUAUGUUAUUUAAUACUGAAAUUUAAGCGAGCGUGUUUCAAAAAUGGUUGCGAGAUAUCGUUUUCGCCCUAGUUACUACAAUUUUAUACGGAAGCUAAGUCAUUAUACUCCCCCUGGUUACUCAAAAGUUAUACUUGCUCAAGAAGUCAAAGAUUUCUGCGUUCGAUGCUUGACAAAAGUCGGGGCUCAAAAGAGCCACUCAGUUUCCCUCAGCGAUGUUUUGGUUUCUGGAGAUUAUCGAGGUCAUUAUAGUCAUGGAUUGAACCGACUGGAAAUGUAUGUACGAGAUAUUCAGAAAGGUGUUUGCGAAACUAAGGCAGAGCCUAAAAUUGUGAAAGAAUCUGCAUCAACUGCACUUGUAGAUGGGAAAAAUGUCCUUGGGCCAGUUGUAGGCAACUUUGCAAUGAAUACAGCUAUUCAGAAGGCUAAGAAGACAGGGGUCUCCUUUGUUGCCGCUUUCGGGUCAAAUCACUAUGGUAUUGCUGGCUGGUACAGCUUGAUGGCGCUAGAACAGGGACUCAUAGGUAUCUCUAUGACAAACACGUCUCCUCUUGUAUUUCCGACAAGGGCUCGAAAGUUAGCCGUUGGAACCAAUCCAAUCACAUUAGCAGCACCAGGCAAAAAACCUGAAGAUCAUUUUGUAUUAGAUAUGGCUACAAGUGCUGUCGCAUUGGGCAAGAUUGAAAUGAAUCGAAGAAGAGGAAUCCCAAUUCCUAGAGGAUGGGGAGCUGAUGCAGACGGGAAAACAUCACUCGAUCCAACUGUUGUGGUCACAAAAGGUGGACUAAUGCCUCUCGGUGGUGAAGAAGAACACAGUGGUUAUAAAGGAUAUGGUUUAGGCAUGCUUGUUGAAAUACUAUGCGGUAUUAUUGCUGAUGCUGCCUAUGGCCCAAAUAUACGUCGUUGGAUGACAACUGAUAGACCUGCCAAUUUAGGUCAAUGCUUUGCUGCUAUCGAUCCAAAGGCAUUCGCACCAGGAUUUGAACAAAGAUUAUCAGAAUAUGUAAAUAUUAUGCGCCAAUUACCUGCGGUUGAUGUUAAGAAACCUGUAGUAAUUCCUGGUGAUUUUGAAAGAGAACAUAUGGUCGAAUGUGAUCAACUCGGUGGUAUUCCAUAUCCACCAGUAUUGAUUGAAAGUUUGGAUCGCUUAGCAGACGAGCUGAAAGUUGCAAAAAUGAAAAUCGUCAAAACUUUAUAAAUACUAAACUAAUUAGAGAUGAAUCAUUAUUCAAAGUAUUAUUAUUAUUACUAUUUUUCAUUUUUCCAAUAUCAAUAUUACAAUGCUGCAAUGAGAAUAAUAACAAUGCUAAGUUAGAAAAUAUUUCGUUGAUAAUAUUCAGCUGGUUAGAAGAAGAAAGUUGGAGCAUUCUACACAAUCUUGUUCUCCAACUAUAUUUUGUAAUUAUUGUUUGUUUUUUAUAUUACAAACGAUGAAUACCGCUCACCAUCGAUGAUGGCGAUGGUGAAUAGGCAGAUAGACAGGUAGAUAGAUAGAUAGACAGAUAGUUAACCAGUGAAUAUUAUUUUCACAUUUUCUGUUGAUUUCGUUUGUUUCAUGUUUCAACUGUUUUUUUUUUCCCCUUUUCACUUUCUUUACAAUUUUAAUCCCUUAAAGUUUCGUUUACACUUUUAUUUUUGAGAAGAAAAACAAAGUACAACAGUAGAACUGAAUUGUAAAUUUCGUUUACUUACUGCUACUUACUCACUGACUAUUUGGGUAAAUUACUUUUACACUAGAAUAUGUUUGUUUGUGUGUGUACAUGAACAAGAAUAAAAAUAGUAAAAAGGUUUUGUUUCAA